This is a messenger RNA of Symbiodinium natans, 996 nucleotides long. The record is from the annotation of a GenBank genome assembly. Lineage: Eukaryota; Dinophyceae; Suessiales; Symbiodiniaceae.
AUGGCAGCCGGCCCCGGGCCUGUUCCGGUGGAGGUGGACGACCUCCCAGAAGGUUGGGAGGCCUUUGCCACCAAUGAUGGCCAGACCUACUUUUGUUUCCCCCAGGUCUAUUACUACUGCAGGGCCUUGGAGAAGGUCCAGUGGCAGCGGCCCAAUGCAGAGGAUGCCCAAGAGCCAUUCGUUGGGGAAACGAUCCAUGGUCGGACGCCAUACCGGAAAGGUGAUGAGUUCAUCCCGGAUCCGCCUCCUCCAAAGCCGUAUGACGGACCACUCGCAGACCAAAACUACAAGGCCUCGAACGAAGACCCGGAGGACGUGUUUCAGCCUGACGAGGACAUGUUGGAGGCAUGCCUUGAGUGCGACAUCAACAAGCUCAAAGCUGCGCUCGAGGAUGGUGCUGAUGUCUCUCUGCCCAACCAGCCGUGGCAGAACACACCGCUCCACCUAGCGAACUGCCCGUACUUCUGGGACGCAGACUUGAUGGCCAGAGAGAAGGCUCUGCGAUAUGAGAUGGCAGAGUACCUGGUGCGCCAGGGGGCCGACAUCGACGCCGAGAACAUCUUCCGCUGCAAACCCAUCGAUUUGGCCAUCUUCCAUGGCUACGAGGGCACCGUGAAGCUGCUCCAGUCUGAAGGAGGGAAGCCCGGGAUGUUUGGAGCGGCCUAUCUGGGUGAUCUGGAGCGCAUCAAGGAGCUCCUUGAGGAGGGAGUUGACAUCGACCUCAAGGGACGCUACAGGCGCACGGCCUUUGCCGAAGCCCAUCUGCGUGGCCACUUUGCAGUCGAGGCCUUCCUAGUGCAGCAGGGCUGCAGCCGCGAGAUCCCGCACCCCGAGCAUUUGAAGUUCAAUCCCGGUGGUGCGGCCAUCCCGCGGGGUGGUGUGGUGCCCAAGCGGGAGAAGCAGUACACUCGCGAAGAGGAUGCAGAGUGGUACGACGACAUGAUGGAGAAGCGCUACCCUGGAUACAUGGAGAAGUUCAUGAAAGCUGGCAAGUGA